ACGGCGAACCGGAAAAGCCCUUUCUUCUUCCUCUAGCCAGCCGAUUUCCUCAGAGAGAGAGAGAGAGGGGCUAGCGCGCGCGCACAGAAAUGGUGCAACGUCUCACGUAUCGCAAGCGGCAUAGCUAUGCCACCAAGUCGAACCAGCACAGGGUCGUGAAGACUCCCGGAGGGAAGCUGGUUUACCAGACCACCAAGAAGAGAGCGAGUGGCCCCAAAUGCCCGGUCACCGGCAAGAGGAUACAGGGGAUUCCUCACUUGAGGCCAGCAGAAUACAAGAGAUCAAGAUUGUCUAGAAAUCGCAGAACUGUAAACCGGGCAUAUGGUGGAGUCUUGUCUGGAGGAGCUGUUCGAGAGAGGAUCAUCAGAGCAUUCUUAGUGGAAGAGCAGAAGAUUGUGAAGAAGGUAUUGAAGAUUCAGAAGGCAAAGGAAAAGCUUGCCUCAAAAAGCUGAGAAUACAGAAACUGGGAACCACUCUGGGUUAGACCUUCGAAGAAUGUAAUUUUGGCUUACAUUUAAUGAUAGGGAGUCAUAGAAAAGCAAUGUGAGACCAUCAUAGUUGAUUUUGUCGACAAAUUCAUCGAGCUGAUGUUUUGUUUCUCUUUCCCUUUUAAUUGCUUCUUGGUGAUACUGUAAAAUCAUGUACUAUCUGCUUUCCUUUAAUACCAGAUUAAUUGGUUUUUGGGGUUUA
Molecule: messenger RNA, 690 nt
Organism: Syzygium oleosum
Lineage: Eukaryota; Viridiplantae; Streptophyta; Magnoliopsida; Myrtales; Myrtaceae
Product: 60S ribosomal protein L34
Exons: 4
Coding region: 90-452 (120 amino acids)
Biological process (GO): translation; ribosome biogenesis
Cellular component (GO): cytosolic large ribosomal subunit; ribosome
Molecular function (GO): structural constituent of ribosome
Source: RefSeq, a predicted model, not a curated record